AUGUCAGAUCGUCUAACACAACUUCAAAUUUGUCUUGAUCAGCUAGUUGAACAAUUCACAGCCACGGUAAAUUACGUCAAUACUAAUGCUGAACUGGCAUUACUUGAUCCUGAAAAUCCCACAUCAGCAUCCAAUUUAGCUGCCAAUGCACCCUUACCAGGACAUGCCCAACCGCAACAACUAAACCAAACAACAACUCAACCGCUGCCUGUUGCUGACAAUUCCAAGGUGAACAACGAGCAAAACGAGGAGAAGUUCAAGAAUACAAUCAAUGAAUUGUCAACCGAUAUAAUUCUAAAAUCAAGACAGAUCAGCAUGUUGAUUGAUUCCCUUCCUGGUAUAGGUGUGACCCCAGAGAGUCAAUUACAACUUAUUCAAGAAUUAAGUGAUGAAUUGAAACAGGUCGAACAAGAAAGAAUAGAGAAGAUUAAACAAAAGGACCAGUUGUUGGCAUGGUGUGAAGAGUUGAUUACUGCGGUGGCUACAGGAAUAUCUGAAACUCGAAGAUAA
Messenger RNA from Spathaspora passalidarum NRRL Y-27907, 510 nucleotides. It is a transcript of the gene MED21, whose product is annotated as Med21p. Gene Ontology annotation, cellular component: mediator complex. The transcript has a single exon. Gene Ontology annotation, biological process: regulation of transcription by RNA polymerase II. Gene Ontology annotation, molecular function: transcription coregulator activity. The record is from RefSeq and is a predicted model, not a curated record. NCBI's taxonomy places the organism in Eukaryota, Fungi, Ascomycota, Pichiomycetes, Serinales, Debaryomycetaceae. Bases 1 to 510 code for a protein of 169 amino acids.